Molecule: messenger RNA, 2671 nt
Organism: Anneissia japonica
Lineage: Eukaryota; Metazoa; Echinodermata; Crinoidea; Comatulida; Comatulidae
Product: serine/arginine-rich splicing factor 5-like
Exons: 9
Coding region: 250-1386 (378 amino acids)
Cellular component (GO): nucleus
Molecular function (GO): RNA binding
Source: RefSeq, a predicted model, not a curated record
GGUUGGCGAGGUUGGACUGAGCCAUGCCAUGCAUGGCGUCGUGAAUGGAUGCGUAGUAGUGGUGACCAAGGCUAGGCUAGGCGUGGGUACCGAAGUUUGUCAAUUUUAAAACCUUAAUGUUCGUCAGUUCCAAUCCAGAAUUGAGGUUUUUCUUAGUUUUUGAACCGACAGUUUUUUCAACGUUCGUUUAUUUCAAGAGUUUUUCUUCGAUUUUUUCCUUGUCAUCACAAGUAUUUUUCUAUUUGUAUCAUGAAUCGUGGAGGAUACAGCGGAGGCCCUGGUGGCCAUCAUUACGGCGGCAUGGGAUACAACGGAGGCUACGGAAUGGGACCUGGUCCAGGACCAAUGCACAAUUAUCCUAGUGGUGGAGGAAUGAUGGGUGGUGGCGGCGGUGGGGGAGGUGGUGGUGCUAACCUCAACAACAUAACCAAUAGCAAUGACCCAAAAUCAAAGGCCUCCAGAGUGUUCCUAGGAAACCUGAACACGGGAUUUGUGAAGAGGCCUGAGGUAGAACAAGUGUUCCGUAAAUAUGGACAGAUUUUAGGCAUCUCCCUUCACAAUGGUUUUGGGUUUAUUCAGUUCAGCAAUGAGCACAGUGCUAAGAGUGCAGUAAUGGAAGAACAGGGAAGAGUGAUGGCAUACCAACCUUUAGAUCUCAGAAUAGCCAGCGAUCCAGACAAGAACCGACCAAAAGGAUUCAAGAGGGUCCAGGGAGACUGCUUUGGGAUGGAACAUGCAUCUGCCCCAAGUGUUUCCCCUCAAGCAAUGGGUAAUGGUAUCGGACGACUUGGAGGCAUGAUGGGGGCGCUUCAGAACAUCAUCGAUCGAAAUUCCCCUGGCAACCUGACAAACAGUACGCACCCUAAUGACCUGGCCUCAAGGUUAUUCAUUGGCAAUUUGAACACAGGCCUGGUGACCAGGCAGAACAUUGAGCACAUCUUCAGUCAGUAUGGAAAGAUCACUGGUAUCUCAUUACACAAAGGGUUUGGCUUUGUUCAGUUUACUAAGGGAGAUGAUGCUAUGGCAGCAAAACAAAAGGAGCAUGGAAGAAUCCUUGCAAGUCAGCCACUAGAUUUACAUAUUGCAAAUGAACCAGACAGAGAGCGACCAAAAGGAUUCAAACGAGUGCAAGAUGAAGCGAAAUACACUGGAUAUGUUGAUCCGACAUUACUCCCAAUUCAUCCAACUUCAGGACCGCCAGCCAAAAGAAAGAAAGAAGAAGGUGAUGCAUUCAACUUUUAUUUUGCAGAACCUGAUGACUGGCAGUGUAGCAUUUGCGACGAAAUCACACCAACAGCCUGGCAACUAAUCAAGCAUGCAGCCACAAUUCAUGAGCUCGUCAUUUACAGGGACAACAAAGCAAUGCAAGCUAUGCAGACGUCCUAGAUGAUGACUACAAACGCACUAUGAGUCGCAUUUUCAGACAAUUCAACUACAAAUAAUAAUUUCUUCAACAUUUGUAGUUUUCAAAUAGAAGGAUAUGGUAAUUUGUAGUUGUACUCAUAUUUUUAAAGGUUUACAGUAGUUGAAAUUUAACAACAAAUAAUAAUGUACAGCCAGGCAUGCAGUGUCAGUCCUAGCAGACAAUGUUUGAUGUCAAACAUUGUCCAACUUCCUACAGGUAAAGGACAGACAUACAAUUUAUUUCAUUAUAUGUCUGAAGCUGGGCAUACAAUACAGAUAUUUUUUGCCCAAACAAAUGUUUGUUGACAGAUUCUAUUAGUGUAGUCCUGGAGUAAACUUUUCAUCUUGAACGCUGUUAGUCGGGAAAAAUUAACUGCCACUGAAUGUGUCCUUGAGAAUAUAAACCGAUUUCCUUAUUGCAUUUAUUAAUCAUUGUUGUUGUUAUUUAGUUGUUUUUGUUAACCAUAUUAUAUAUCUGUCACUAUAUAUAGGUGCUUUAAUGCCGCUUAUUAUGCAUGUUGCAAAUUAUUAUUAUUAUCUAUUUUUGGAAGCAUUGGUUACUAGUUUUCUGCCCUCUGGAGUAACAUGCUUUUAAUGUACAGUAAUACUACCCUCCCUUACUAAGUUUAACUAAGUUGAUCUUUUAUAAGUUGUUAAAUGACCAAAUGAUUUUUAGUUUUUUUCUCAUUUUACCUUCAUAUAGUAGGCAUAUGAGCAAUAUAACACCAUAAGCAAUCAGUUUAUGUCAAAUGCAUGAUACAUAAAAUAGCAGCAUGGAAUAGCUCGCAGAGUUAAAUUUACUUUUUCGGUUUUUGAUUUAUUUGUUGUUGUUAAGAUGUGGAUAAUUGCUUUGGAGUAGGUUUUGUACAGAAUAAUGCUUUAGAUUUCUCAAUGUGUUUAUUUUCACUGUAAGAAAGAUUUUAAGUUCAUCAACAUGUAAUAAUAAUCUAAUUAAGAAGACUGCUAUCAUGAAUUGAAUACAGACGUGACUGGAGGUUAGUAUGGUGAUGUAUUGGGCCAAUAGGCCUAUUGAACAAGGCAUAGUAACAUAGUAAGUUUGGAGGGAGAAUUGAGGCAUGUGUCUGUAGGCCUAGUGGGCAUGUUAUCUUACUGAGCAUGUGCAGUUGGUCUGUUUGCAAAUUUAAGCUGUUCUUGUAAAGUAAUGUACAUGGUUAUGAAUUCAUUCCGCAUCCAGUUCAAAUCUCAGUUGUUUAAUAAAUAUAUGUAUUUGUGGUGUCCGAAAUUUGAAUAAAAGAUUUGUCCACGA